AUGGCAUCAGAGAGGACCUCCCUCUGCCCAGGCUGCCGACUCCUGGGGCUAGUCCUGGCGAUGCUCCUGGUUGAAUCUCGAGGCGAGGACAUAAUUUUGCACCCUGACUGGGGGUUUGACUCAUACGAAAUCACCAUCCCCAAGAAACUAAGCUUCCGGGCUGAAGAGCAGGGUGUGGCCGGGCACGAGGCCUACCUCCUGAAGGUAAAAGGCAAGAAGCAUGUCCUCCACCUGCGGCCCAAGAGGUUUCUGUUGCCCCGACAUCUGCGGGUUUUCUCCUUCACGGAUCAAGGGGAUGUUGUGGAGGACCACCCUUACAUACCGAAUGUCUGCAAUUACUUGGGCUCAGUGGAAGAGUCUGAGGAAUCGGAAGCUACGUUGAGUACAUGCAUAGGGGGCCUCCGAGGCAUACUGAAAAUUAAUGAGGAACUUUACCAAAUCGAACCCCUCAAGGAUUCUUCCACAUUUGAACAUGUUAUAUAUUUCCUGAAUAAGGAUCACUUUAGCAAUUGGACCUGUGGUUUAACUAAUGAGCAACUAAAACUGCAGAUGGCCCAGCACGAGGAUAUGGCUCGGAUCAGGGACUUUCCUGGAACCUAUAAACACCAAAAGUAUAUGGAAUUGUUCCUGUUGUUUGAUUAUAAUAGAUAUUUGUUUGUAAAAUCAAAUGCAACUCAAGUUAUAAGUGAUGCCAUUCUUCUGACUGGAAUUAUGGACACCUAUGUUCAGGAACUUGAUAUGAGGAUAAACAUACUGGGUCUUGAAAUAUGGACACGUGGAGACAGAAUUAAUACCAAAGUACAUACUUUAAGUAUAGUUAUGGGCCAUUUUAUAUCCUAUAGAUUCCAUGAUAUAAAUAAACGGAUUCGUGCCGAUUGGGCACAUUUAUAUUUACAAAAAAUAUACCCUGAUAGUUAUGGAUGGUCCUUUGGAGGGGUGUGUACUCAAGGUUAUUCUGGGUCAAUAGUUUCAUUUCCAAACCAAAAUAUCCUUGCACCUGGCACUUGGUCAGUUCAUGAAUUCGGCCACAGUUUUAGCAUAGGACAUGAUUGGGAAUACUGUCAAUGUAAGGGGAAAACUAGUUGCAUCAUGGGCACUGGACGUACUGGGUGGAGUAAUUGUAGUUUUACACAAUAUUUCCAAACCAUAAAUAUAGGAAUAUCUUGUCUAAAUAAUAUUCCACAAAUAAGUUAUGUGUUGAAGAGUUGUGGAAACAGCAUUGUGGAAGUCGGUGAGGAAUGUGAUUGUGGUACAAUAGCAGACUGUCGUAAAGACAAGUGUUGUCAACCGGAUUGUAAAUUAAAGCCUGGUGCCAACUGUAGCAUUGGUCUUUGCUGUCAUGAGUGUCAAUUCCGUCCAUCUGGAUACGUAUGUAGACAGCAAGAAAAUGAAUGUGACCUUGAAGAAUACUGCAGUGGGACCGCAAGUCACUGCCCAGCUGACACUUAUAAGCAGGAUGGAACCCCUUGUAAAUACGAAGCCCAUUGUUAUAGUAAGGGGUGUCGAUCCAGAGUUAUGCAGUGCCAGAACAUUUUUGGGCCUGAUGCCAAGGAUGCUCCGACUCAGUGCUAUAAUGCUGUGAAUAUGAUGGGGGAUCAAUAUGGCAACUGUGAAAUAACAAAAGUUGCAGUGUUUAAAAGCUGUGAUUUGAAAAAUUCAUUAUGUGGCAGACUACAGUGUAUAAAUGUCCAAAUGGUCCCUGAUAUGCCAGAUCAUAGUUUAAUAAUUAACACUCAUCUGAAGAAAGAAAAUCUCCUGUGUUGGGGCACAGGCUACCAUCUCGGCAUGAGACCCAUGGGUAUCCCUGACUCCGGUGUGAUAAAUGACGGCACCCCCUGUGGAAAGAAUAAGAUAUGUCUUAACAGAAGUUGUGUUCCUUUCUCUGAUCUGAAGUACGACUGUUUACCUGAGAAGUGCAAUAACCGAGGCAUUUGCAACAAUAGGAAACACUGCCACUGCAUGUAUGGCUGGGCCCCUCCAUUCUGUGAAGAGGAAGGGUAUGGAGGAAGCAUUGACAGUGGGCCCCCAGGACCACUAGAUGUGGAGGUAGUGCCCUCAUCAGUUCAGAUUGUGUUCAUUAUAUUUUUACGUCUUAUAUUCUUAAUUGUCUCCAUCAUUGCCGUGUUUUUCAUACAAGGGAAGCUCAAAAAGAAAGAAACAUCCUGGAAUAUUAUUGAAGAUGAUACAUCCAAGGUAACAUGA
Messenger RNA from Chrysochloris asiatica (Cape golden mole), 2202 nucleotides. Its product is annotated as disintegrin and metalloproteinase domain-containing protein 30-like. The coding region runs from base 1 to 2202 and encodes 733 amino acids. Gene Ontology annotation, cellular component: sperm head plasma membrane; plasma membrane; external side of plasma membrane. NCBI's taxonomy places the organism in Eukaryota, Metazoa, Chordata, Mammalia, Afrosoricida, Chrysochloridae. The transcript has a single exon. The record is from RefSeq and is a predicted model, not a curated record. Gene Ontology annotation, molecular function: metalloendopeptidase activity. Gene Ontology annotation, biological process: male gonad development; proteolysis.